This is a messenger RNA of Trametes versicolor FP-101664 SS1, 741 nucleotides long. RefSeq lists its product as uncharacterized. The record is from RefSeq and is a predicted model, not a curated record. Gene Ontology annotation, cellular component: cytoplasm. NCBI's taxonomy places the organism in Eukaryota, Fungi, Basidiomycota, Agaricomycetes, Polyporales, Polyporaceae. Bases 1 to 741 code for a protein of 246 amino acids. The transcript is spliced from 5 exons.
AUGUCUGCGCAGAAGAGAAUCACACUCUACAUGGCUUCGGCCUCGCCGUUCCCGCACCGUGUUCGGCUGGCUUUAGAAGAGGCUCACGCUACAUAUGAGAUGAUACAUAUUUCCCUCGUAGACAAGCAAGACUGGUACCAGAAGAAAGUCUACCCAGACCGCGCGCAGGUCCCCUACCUCAUCUAUGGCGGGCCCGAGCUGCACCCCGACGAGGCGCCCUCGCCCGACGCCGCCAAGAUCCCCGAAUCGCUCGUCAUCCUCGAGUUCCUCGCCGACCUCUUCCCCGCCGCGCACCUCCUCCCCUCCGACCCCGUGCUCCGCGCCCGCGCACGCCUCUUCACCACCGCCGUCGAGACCGAGCUGCUCCCCGCGCAAAAGGCGUUCUUCCUCAUGGGUGGGCCCCCGGACGCCAUGCUCGCCGCGCUCGACGCGCUCCAGGCGCGGCUCCCGCCCGCGGGCGGCUUCGCGGCGGGCCCGCAGUGGUCGAUCGCGGACGCCGCGGUGAUGCCCAUCCUGCUCCGCCUGCGCAUGUCCGUCACGCUCGAGGUCGGGUUCUUCGCGCCCGGGGCCGCGCCGGUGGUGCGCGCCGCGCUCGAGUCGCCGCGGUUCGCGCGUCUGCAGCGGUACAUUGCGGACAAUGUUGCGCGCCCGAGCAUGGCGGCGACGUGGGACGAGGCUGCUGUCAAGGCAGAGUUUGUGGGGCGCUUCGAGAAGUUACGCAGCUUGAAGGCUGCCCAGUGA